Messenger RNA from Chara braunii, 1219 nucleotides. Lineage: Eukaryota; Viridiplantae; Streptophyta; Charophyceae; Charales; Characeae. The record is from the annotation of a GenBank genome assembly.
GGCGGGUGUCGCAAAGCAUGGAACAUGCUUCACUCAGCUCCAAAAACGGUUGGCGGAUUGUCUCGGAUCAAUCCGAACCUCGGAGACGACGUCGUUGUCCGGAACUCAGUGCCUUCGGGGAAGCGAGACGACAACAUACCACGGGUCCGGCAGCGACAAGCUGGAACCGUGUUCCGUUUCGCCUCCAAAGGAAGUUGGAUUAAUCCGAACCGCGAAGGCCGUGCCAUCGAGGGAGCACAGCUGUCUACAAAACUCGAACGGGUGGUCCGUGUUUCCGAAAACCCUGGCGACGAAAUUCGGAUUUAUCCGAAACAGGAAGUCGUGUCUGCCAUGACAGACGAUCGGUGUCAGGAUGCAUUAAUGCUGUGCGUGGAAGCCCACAAUGAGCUGCAGGCGGACUGUCCGACUGAGGGUGAGUUGGCGACCAGUUCCAAUGUCGAGCCCAACACACUCGGAGCCGAGUUAGCAGUCGUAAGUGACUUCCCGGUGAAAGCGGUCAUGUCGGCGUCAUUGAAAACUGCGGGGGCUCGGAUGAAUCCGAACCAGGGCCCUGUGAACAUGUCCCUCCCUGAUGCAUCUUUGGAGACGACCGUGAUUCGGAUUCAUCCGAGGCACACGGACGAAGGACUUCAACUGGCAGGCGUUGAGGGUUGUCGACUACUGACGACUUUGGACAAGGACAAUUCCGCCGAUGACCGGAUUGAUCCGACACUCAGCGACGUCGAGAUGGAGCUACCAGUUCAGCCGGGAUAUGACGAUCCCUUGUACUCCGCCCUUCACAACGAGGCGAUGGGGGAGGACGUUCUGAAGAAGGCCUCUGACGCUGUCGAAGAUAGAUUUCUCUAUUUGAGUGACGACGACAAAGACACAGCGUACGGGGACAAGAAGUUAAGGGGGGGAGAGGUGUUGUUGGACAUCCAUGAGACAUUGAGCCCAACACAAUACGACAGAAUGGCAAUGGAGAAAACACAACCUGUCAAAGUUGUGGACGUCGACGCUCUUUGUCCGGAGACAAAUAUACCGUCUACAGUCAUCGACGCCGACAUCUCGAGCCUGUCAAGUUUCCCUGUGGGUUUGGAGCACGUCGUCGCUGCGUCGACGCGCGCAGGGGUGCCAAUCGUGCUGGGACUGYCGUMGGUGGGCUCUGGUGAAGUGGUAGCUAGGCCUGGUAAGCACUGACUUUCUCUGCUUUCUUCCCGCUCGUCAGCCCGUUCGUGAA